Messenger RNA from Chionomys nivalis (European snow vole), 846 nucleotides. RefSeq names its product Fas ligand (gene Faslg). Gene Ontology annotation, biological process: extrinsic apoptotic signaling pathway via death domain receptors; apoptotic process; positive regulation of canonical NF-kappaB signal transduction. Lineage: Eukaryota; Metazoa; Chordata; Mammalia; Rodentia; Cricetidae. Gene Ontology annotation, cellular component: membrane. The record is from RefSeq and is a predicted model, not a curated record. Bases 1 to 846 code for a protein of 281 amino acids. Gene Ontology annotation, molecular function: tumor necrosis factor receptor binding. The transcript is spliced from 4 exons.
AUGCAACAGCCCUUGGAUUAUCCAUGUCCCCAAAUUUAUUGGGUGGACAACAGUGCCACCUCUGCUUGGGCUCCUCCAGGGUCAGUUUUUCCCUGUCCAUCUUCUGUGCCUGAAAAGCCGGACGAAAGAAGACUACCACCACCUCCACCACCGCUACCACCUCCAUCACAACCACCACCACCACCACCACCACUGCCUCCACCGCCCCCUCUAAAGAAGAUGAAGGACCACAACAUAGACCUUUGGCUACCGGUGGUGUUUCUGAUGGUGCUGGUGGCUUUGGUUGGAUUGGGGUUAGGAAUGUAUCAGCUCUUCCAUCUGCAGAAGGAGCUGGCAGAACUCCGUGAGUUCACCAACCAAAGCCUUAAAGUAUCAACUUUCGAAAAGCAAACACAACACCAGAGUCUACCCUCUGAAAAACAAGAGCCGAGGUGUGUGGCCCACUUAACAGGCAACCCCAGCUCAAGGUCCGUCCUUCUGGAGUGGGAAGACACAUACGGAAUUGCUCUGAUCUCCGGAGUGAAGUAUAAGAAUGGUGGCCUUGUGAUCAAUGACUCUGGGUUGUACUUUGUUUAUUCCAAAGUAUACUUCCGGGGUCAGUCUUGCAACAACCAGGCCCUAAACCACAAGGUCUACAUGAGAAACUCUAAGUAUCCUGGGGAUCUGGUGCUAAUGGAGGAGAAGAAGUUGAACUAUUGCACUACUGGCAAGAUGUGGGCCCACAGCAGCUAUCUGGGGGCAGUAUUCAAUCUUACCAGUGCUGACCAUUUAUAUGUCAACAUAUCUCAACUCUCUCUUAUUAAUUUUGAGGAAUCUAAGACCUUUUUUGGCUUAUAUAAGCUUUAA